Messenger RNA from Microtus oregoni (creeping vole), 8216 nucleotides. It is a transcript of the gene Hcn1, whose product is annotated as hyperpolarization activated cyclic nucleotide gated potassium channel 1. Lineage: Eukaryota; Metazoa; Chordata; Mammalia; Rodentia; Cricetidae. Gene Ontology annotation, biological process: potassium ion transport; transmembrane transport. Gene Ontology annotation, cellular component: membrane. The transcript has 8 exons. The record is from RefSeq and is a predicted model, not a curated record. Gene Ontology annotation, molecular function: voltage-gated potassium channel activity. Bases 129 to 2780 code for a protein of 883 amino acids.
GCCGCCGCCGCCGCCGCCGCCGCGACGGGCAGCCGGGCUCGCGGGCAGCCGGCUCCGGCCCCUGGCCCUCGGCCUCGAGCCCCCGGCGAGUCUGGAGUCCGCGCCGUCGCCGGCCGCGUCCUCCGGGCAUGGAAGGCGGCGGCAAGCCCAAGUCCGCGUCCAACAGCCGCGACGAUGGCAACAGCGUCUUCCCCUCCAAGGCGUCCGCGACGGGGCCGGCGGUGGCCGACAAGCGCCUGGGGACCCCGCCGGGGAGCAGUACGGCGGGGAAGGAGCACGGUAACUCCGUGUGCUUCAAGGUGGACGGCGGAGGCGGCGAAGAGCCGGCGGGCAGCUUCGAGGAUGCUGAGGGUCCCCGGCGGCAGUAUGGUUUCAUGCAGAGGCAGUUCACCUCCAUGCUGCAGCCCGGGGUCAACAAAUUUUCCCUCCGCAUGUUCGGCAGCCAGAAGGCGGUGGAGAAGGAGCAGGAAAGGGUUAAAACUGCAGGCUUCUGGAUCAUCCACCCGUACAGUGACUUCAGGUUUUAUUGGGAUUUAAUAAUGCUGAUAAUGAUGGUUGGAAAUUUGGUCAUCAUACCAGUUGGAAUCACAUUCUUUACAGAACAAACAACAACACCGUGGAUUAUUUUCAAUGUGGCAUCAGACACCGUUUUCCUAUUGGACCUAAUCAUGAAUUUUAGGACUGGGACUGUCAAUGAAGACAGCUCUGAAAUCAUCCUGGACCCUAAAGUCAUCAAGAUGAAUUAUUUAAAAAGCUGGUUUGUGGUUGACUUCAUCUCAUCAAUCCCAGUGGAUUAUAUCUUUCUUAUUGUAGAGAAAGGAAUGGACUCAGAAGUUUACAAGACGGCCAGAGCCCUUCGCAUUGUGAGAUUUACAAAAAUUCUCAGUCUCUUGCGUUUAUUACGCCUCUCAAGGUUAAUUAGAUACAUACAUCAGUGGGAAGAGAUAUUCCACAUGACAUAUGACCUCGCUAGUGCAGUGGUGAGAAUCUUCAACCUCAUUGGCAUGAUGCUGCUCCUGUGUCAUUGGGAUGGUUGUCUUCAGUUCCUGGUUCCCCUGCUUCAGGAUUUCCCACCGGACUGCUGGGUUUCCCUAAAUGAAAUGGUUAAUGAUUCUUGGGGAAAGCAAUAUUCCUACGCGCUCUUCAAAGCCAUGAGCCACAUGCUAUGUAUCGGCUAUGGCGCACAAGCGCCCGUCAGCAUGUCCGACCUCUGGAUUACCAUGCUAAGCAUGAUCGUUGGGGCCACCUGCUAUGCCAUGUUUGUUGGCCAUGCCACAGCUUUGAUUCAGUCUUUGGAUUCUUCAAGGAGGCAGUAUCAAGAAAAGUAUAAGCAAGUGGAACAAUACAUGUCAUUCCAUAAGUUACCAGCUGACAUGCGUCAGAAGAUACAUGACUACUAUGAACACCGAUACCAAGGCAAGAUCUUUGAUGAGGAAAAUAUUCUCAGUGAACUUAAUGAUCCUCUGAGAGAGGAAAUAGUCAACUUCAACUGCCGGAAACUGGUGGCUACAAUGCCCCUUUUUGCUAAUGCGGAUCCCAAUUUUGUGACGGCCAUGCUGAGCAAGCUGAGAUUUGAGGUGUUCCAGCCUGGAGACUACAUCAUUCGAGAAGGAGCGGUGGGGAAGAAAAUGUACUUCAUUCAGCAUGGUGUUGCUGGUGUUAUCACCAAGUCCAGUAAAGAAAUGAAGUUGACAGAUGGCUCUUACUUCGGAGAGAUUUGCCUGCUAACCAAGGGCCGGCGCACUGCCAGUGUUCGAGCGGAUACAUACUGCCGUCUUUACUCCCUUUCGGUGGACAAUUUCAAUGAGGUCUUGGAGGAAUAUCCAAUGAUGAGAAGAGCUUUUGAGACAGUGGCUAUUGACCGACUCGAUCGGAUAGGCAAGAAAAACUCCAUUCUCCUUCAGAAGUUCCAGAAGGAUCUGAACACUGGUGUUUUCAACAAUCAGGAGAACGAGAUCCUCAAGCAGAUUGUGAAACACGACAGAGAGAUGGUCCAGGCUAUCCCUCCGAUCAACUACCCUCAGAUGACCGCCCUGAACUGCACAUCAUCAACCACCACCCCAACCUCCCGCAUGAGGACACAGUCUCCACCCGUCUAUACCGCGACCAGCCUGUCUCACAGCAACCUGCACUCGCCCAGCCCCAGCACACAGACGCCCCAACCCUCGGCCAUCCUCUCGCCCUGCUCCUACACCACAGCAGUCUGCAGUCCUCCUGUACAGAGCCCCCUGGCCACACGAACUUUCCACUAUGCCUCUCCCACAGCCUCCCAGCUGUCGCUCAUGCAGCAGCCUCAGCAGCUACAGCAGUCUCAGGCACCGCAGACUCAGCCACCGCCACCACCCCAGCAACAGCAGCAACAGCAACAACAGCCACAGACACCUGGGAGCUCCACCCCGAAAAAUGAAGUGCAUAAGAGCACGCAGGCACUUCAUAACACCAACCUGACCAGAGAAGUCAGGCCCCUCUCGGCUUCGCAGCCCUCGCUGCCACAUGAGGUGUCCACUAUGAUCUCCAGACCUCAUCCCACUGUGGGCGAGUCCUUGGCCUCCAUCCCUCAGCCCGUGGCAGCUGUCCACAGCACGGGCCUUCAGGCAGGGGGCAGGAGCACAGUGCCACAACGUGUCACCUUGUUCCGACAGAUGUCCUCGGGAGCCAUUCCCCCUAACCGAGGAGUGCCUCCGGCACCCCCACCACCAGCAGCUGUGCAGAGAGAAUCUCCCUCAGUCUUAAACACAGACCCAGAUACAGAAAAACCACGUUUCGCUUCAAAUUUAUGAUUCUUGCUGAUUGUCAAAACAGAAAAGAAAUACUCUAGGAAACAGAAUAUUCCCAGAUAUUAUUUUAUUCUAUCUCAUGAUAGAGCCCUAUAGCCUACUCUGAAAAGAUAUUUUAGACAGCUCUGGCCUACAUGCAAAUGUAAAAAAAAACAUAUAUACAUAUACAAUUAAAUAUAUAUCACUAUAUAUAAAUGCCCAAGAGAAGUUCUAAAGACUUGUAUAGCAUUCAGUGUUACAUGUCUUCCUUUCUUUAAAUCCAUUAAAGGAUUAAACACGUUGUUGUAAGAUCAUUGAUUUCUAACAUACUUUUACUUAAUUCCUUUGAUAUGUGUAUUCCUCUCUUUUAUGAAGAGUUCUUGGGGUCGAUGGCAUCAAAACUCGAGUUUUCAAAAGGCAACUCCCAUUAGUUCCAAAGCAGCACCAAUCAACGCUUUCUUUCGUUAGCUGUGCCUCUGCAUCCAAAUUAUUGAUUAUGCAGGAUGAAAAUAACCAAAUCCCAGUUUAUAGCUCUAAAGUGUAUUUUGGUGCUUUCAAUUUUGAUUUAGGUGAACAAACACACACUACAUGCUCAGCCACCACAGGAGACAAAACAUUGCCAUGGCAAAGGUUUUUUCUGACCUCAGACGUGGCCAUUGAUUCGGCAGGAAGGGUGAGGAGGUAGUUGUCCUCAUGUGUUACUGGACUUUUACCAAGACUCAGUCGACGUUAAUUGUAAAUAACUUUCCAACCCAAGUAAAAGUAACUACCUGUGUUGUGUAGAGGUAAAAGUCACUCACUGUUUAGAAUUCAGUUUUAUGGCUUCACUUCAAAACUGAAGAGUUUUACAUUUCACAAAACCGAAUAAUUGUGAUAAUUGUUCAACUGUAAAGCAAUGGCUUCAGACCUACAAUAUUAUUUUAACCUGCAAUAAUAGUUUAUGCAAAUUGUAUGCUUGGAUCUACAAAUUGCUUGUAUUACACCAAAAAUUAUUACUUUUCUUCCUUAUUGACAUAAUCAAGCAUCUGAAACUAGUCCUGGCAUGCUUUUGGGGGCAAAAAAAAAAAAAAGUAGAUUCCAAUCAGUAAUUGUAAGAAAAGGCUUACAGUAUUUCUCACUUCUAGAGGAUAUAACAAUUCCUUAAUUGUGUCUUUUAAAAUUCUUAAAAGGCUGACUUGGAUCUCUGACUUAAAUCUAGAAGUGAGGUUUUUCACUUUAAUUUAAUAUUAUCGCUGUUACUAUCAUUUAAACAAUUAUUUGCAAAUCACAGCUUGGUUUGGAGUUAACUAUGUUUUGUGUCUUCAUGUUAGUUGGUAGUUUAUUGUGAUAUUAAUGUGAAGAAAUAAAUAUAAUAUAUCAUCACAUCUGUUUGGAAAUGCACAUUUGCCCUCUAUAUAUUGUAACUAAGCUGUUAGUAAAUCUUAAGGCAUGUGGAAACCAACAUAGUCCUUAGACAGACAGGAGAUUUGUUCUUUCAAAUGUGCUGGACAUAGUGUGACUGCGGCGACAGGAAGCAGGGGUGAAGUUGAUCUGUCUGUAAGCAUUGUUUGUUUGUUCCUUUGUUUCCUUAAUUCUUUCCAUGAGCAUCAGCCUCUUAGAGAGCACCUGGGCUUACUGCGUCCCACACAUUUGGAGUAUGAUUGGACCACAAUGGGAGGAUUUUUAAUGUCUGACUUCUGUAAAUAACUCAAGAGUGUGACCUGAAGUGGAGGUCUUUAGUAGUACAGGCAUGGAUGGUCCACUUAAGAACUUAAAAUCUACACAUUCUGAUGGCACAGGGCCUCUAGAUAGACUUGAGGACCGGAAACUAAAGCAGAAGCAAUGGUUAUAAAGUGGAUCCAUUUUUGCCUGUUAUGCCUUUUAUGGAUCUAACCCCUAUAAAACCAAAAAGAGUUGUUAUGAUUAAUUGCUAACAGAUCCUAAUUUGUAUGGAAACAAUGUACAAUGCUAGGCAAUGCAAUGUUAUUCAUUACUGACAUGGUGAUGACCAAUGACAGCCUGUUGGGAAUGAUGUCAAAGAGAUCAUUCAGCCUACCUAGAAUCUAUGGGAAAGUUACAAGACCAUUUAUGUAUCAGUACAAAACUCCUCUAUUUUAUUAAAAUAUAAAGAUUAGCAUCAAUAUAUUAAGAUCAUGCACUAGUCCUUUAAAUUAUUAAAGGCCUACAUUUGACAGAAUUAAUGGGUUUGUUAGUAAUAUAUUUUUUAUACAUAAAACUUUUUGAGCACCAUGGAAACAUCACCAAGACUAAACUGCAUGAUCAUUCAGUGGAACCAUAAAAAUUUUUAUUCAUUUUGUACGAGAAUGGACAAAGAAGUCUAAGGUUUAUAUGCUAAGCUAACAAAAUGGUACAGGGUAAAUUAAAUAUACAUAUGUACGAAUGUGUAUUUAUAUACACAUAUUUAGAUUAAGGAGAAAGUGAUUCACAUUCCUGUAAUAUAAAGGAACAGUGCUAGGUGAACAUGACUUUUUUUUUCUCUGUACAUAUAAGCUCAAGUUUGGAGUUUUAAUCUGUACAGAAAGAACUGAACUAUUGAUCUUUUGCUGCUGAGAAGAUGAAGAAAAUGCUAAUCUUGCCAUUGUAUGACCAGGGAAGAGUUAGAAUAUGUCUUUUGUCUUUGCUCAAAGCCAUACAUAUAAAUAUAUAUAAAGAUUAUUAAUAAAUCCAACAAAAAAUAAACUAAAAUUAUGAAUAUUUUAUUUUAUUGCUAUACUCUAAUCAAAUGUUUCUCUUUGUUGAUUAAUAUAGAUUUGCCUGUCUUUCUGUCUUUGUAUAAUUUCCAAAGACUUAUUCUUGAAAAUCACCAUACAAUUCUUUAUAGAUAUUCUACAAAUAUAGAAUGAAAAUAAUUUAAAUAGAACAUGGAUUUCCCAGUCAUCUCUUUGUUUUACCUUUUUCAUAUAGUAAAAAAUUAUUUUAUUUUUUACCCCAUGCCUCUUUAAUAUAUUGUGUUUGUCCAGUUUUAAAUCACAGCCAUGUUUAUAUAUUGGAUAUAAGGAUGAUUUUUAAUUUAUGUACAUGACAUGUUUUCUUUGGACUUUUCAAAUGCCUCAAAUGAGGUUUAUAACAAUGAGGGUAAAUACUGAAGUAUUCUGAAACACAAUGAGGAUAAAAUUGUGUUUUGCAAUUUACUAUAAUCCUCAAACACACAGCCUGCCUCCAGGUCUCUAUGACCUCCCCAUGUGGAAAUGAUUACCAAGUGAAUGUCAUUCCACUUUUCAAAGAUGGCUAUUCUAGCAUUUACAGACUUAAAUGAACAUGAUAUUUUCAGGACACUGCAAAGGAAACAAUCGAGUUGUUUGAGUAAUUUCUACAGGACAUGAACAAUUUAAGCAAUAUGAUGAGUUUAAACUUUUAGAAAUAUUAUAUUAAAACUGUAGUUCCUUACAUUUUAAAGUACAAACCAUGUCUCAUAGUCUUUCAGGAUUAUUAUGCAAAAAUAUCUCCAUCUAUGCUUUAUUGACUAGAGGUUUUUAUUUGAUAAUAUUACUAUAAUUGCUCCUUUGGACCUUACUUUCCAUAUUUUUAUAAUAUUAAACUACAUGACCCACAUUUUUCCUAUUUCUAUCUCGAGCACUAUAGAGCACGUGUCAAUGAAAGUGUGGGUUGCGUCAUUCUUGCUGCUGUUAUUAUUUAUAUUCACUGACCCUAACAAAGAUUUACUAUGUGCUAGGUUAGUCUACUUAAAAGUACAUCAGCCUGUGCCAUGAGAAAAAUUCAUUCCUAAAAUACAGUCAGGUACUGAGCUAUACUGAAUCUUGAAUAGUCAAUAAAAAAAAUAGCCAUGAAAUAUACAGUUGAAUGUGUACCGAAUUAUAUGUCAGUUCUUUCAAAUUUGUCAAAACAGUUCCCAAAAUAUUUUCAAAAUCAUGUUGGAGAUUUUCUUUCAAAGAUGUUUUUAUUGAUUUUAGGGUUUUUUUAUGCUUGCUGUGGUCACUUGAAAAUCGUGACUUUUUGAAGCAGCUUUAUUUCAGGUAUAACACAUAACACAUUGUUAUUAUUGCAUGUUUUUUUAAAAGACAAAUGAUUGAGUUGAUCAUAAAAAGCAACUUUGUUUUCAAAAGUAAUUCAUGAACUAUACAAUUAUUGCCUGACUACAGAAAAGAUUCAGAUUCUUACAAGUCGGUCUUCCCCCUCCCAUUUUGAAGUUUUGAGUUAUGACUAUAAUGAGCAUUGCUUUGCUUCCCUGGAGCAAUUGAAAUCAUCAUGGAUGGGUCAGUCUGACCUUGGUAAAAUUCCUAACUCAAAGAUAUAAGAAGUAUAUACUUCCCCAUGCAGGAGAAAAUAUCCUGGUGAAGAAGCAAAUCCAUCACUACAAAAGAUCACUUCGUUCUAACUCAAAGGACAAUUUUUGAAUACUUGAUUGCAUUACCCUUUGUUCAGUUCUCAUAAUGAAAUGCAUCACUUCCAUUUUUCCAUAUUAAAACAAUCACUCUGACACAAGGUGAUAAAGAACAGACACAAUUUUCCAAGAAAAUCUGGAAUAAAGGUGAUAUGAGUGACAUAUUUGUUCCAUGUAUAAUUUUUGACGUUCCAGAUGACUUAACUAAAAAGACAAAUGAUGUUUUAUAAAAUCAAAAUUAAUGUGACAACCAUGACCCAUUCUUAAUUAAGACAGUACCCAACCACACACUUAAGUAACCAUGCCUCUCUUAUCUCACCAUAUCCCACCCCUUGUUUCCUUAGCUAAGGGUGGUUGAAUAGUAACAAUGAAGACUUGAAAGCUUUUGUUGAAAGAAACCUUGCCAGUUCUUGCCCCUGGCCCAUCAUGAGACUUGUUUAAAGAUAAUAGUAAAAGAAAGUAUAUGCAAGUCUUUGAAUUCAUUUCCAAGACAUUUGAUAUAGAAAGCAUGUCAGUAAAAAUAAUAAAUUCUGAAGACAGCAUCUUCAUGUAGUAAUCAUUGAAACUUGCUUCUAAAAUGUGAAUGUUUAACAGAACACUGGCUAUUGGCAAUACUCACAUCUCACCGAAGCUUGACUGUAUCAUAGACUAAAGAAAACAAAUGGUAAAAUAGGAUUUAAAUCCAUUUUUAUUAUCAAGCCGAGAGUUUUAUAAUUUUAUGCUUUAAUCUUAAUUUUUUAGAGCAAUCAAAGGAUAUAUGGUCAAAUUUGUGCUUUGCUAUUGUGAAAAGAAAUAAAAUUAAUCUGUCGCAGAGCAAGAACUAAGGCUAUUUGUUACCUCAUGCUACUUGUGAGGCUGCUAGAUCUGAAGGAAGAAUGAAAUGAAAUGAAAUAAAAUGAAAAAAUUGCCAGCUUUGCAUAUUAAAAACAGCAGAGUGAGAGGAGCAAAGGCAUGAAGAACCACAAAUCAAAAGGAGUUAUCAUAUACACAUAUCAUAUCAUAGAAAUGAUUCAGAAUCAAAUGAAGCUAGUGAUGGAGGAAGGUCAUUGGUUAAAUAAAAAGAAACUGCUUGGCCCUCGUUGGUUAGAAGAUAGGUGGGAGGAGUAAACAGAACAGAA